This is a messenger RNA of Clonostachys rhizophaga, 1323 nucleotides long. The record is from the annotation of a GenBank genome assembly. Lineage: Eukaryota; Fungi; Ascomycota; Sordariomycetes; Hypocreales; Bionectriaceae.
AUGGCGCCGGUUUCGUUCCUCACCAAAAGGCUAGGGCAGGCUCUCCCACCAACACUUUUCUGGCAUCCAAAAUGCAGUGGCCUCGGGAAGAUCCCGCUCAAAUCGCCCAGUCUAUCUGCUCCCAUGCGUCGCUAUUACUCUUCAGAUAAACAAAGCAGAAACAUCAACCUCCCGCUUGACGGAAUCACAGUUGUGAGCCUCGAGCAAGCCAUUGCUGCACCAUUCUGUACUCGGCAGCUGGCCGAUCUCGGGGCCCGCGUGAUCAAGGUGGAAAGACCAGUCGUGGGCGACUUUGCGCGCAAUUACGACACGCGGGUUGAUGGCCUCGCUUCGCACUUUGUUUGGACAAAUAGGUCGAAGGAAAGCCUGGCACUUGAUGUCAAGGACCCCAAGGCCGCCAAAGUUCUACAAUCCUUGCUCAAGACGGCCGACGUCUUUGUGCAGAAUCUCGCCCCCGGGGCUACAGACAGGCUCGGUCUCUCAUUUGAGAACCUGCACAACAUCAAUCCUCGUCUCAUCGUGUGCAACAUAUCGGGGUACGGUCCCACGGGGCCGUAUAGAAAGAAGAAAGCGUAUGACCUUCUCGUCCAGAGCGAGGCGGGCGUCUUAUCUGUCACCGGAACAGACGCGGACCCUGCUAAAGUUGGUAUUUCAAUCGCAGACAUCGCAGCCGGCAUGUACGCUCAGCAGAAUGUCUUGGCUGCUCUGAUACACCGUGGAAUCACCGGCAAGGGCAAACAAAUAGACAUAUCUAUGCUCGAGAGCAUGGCAGAAUGGAUGUCUUUCCCCAUGUACUACACAUAUAAAGGAGCCGAGCCUCCGAAACGCAUGGGGGCUUCGCACGCAGCCAUCUACCCAUACGGCCCAUUUGAGACCGGCCAGGGCGGUACAGUGAUGCUUGGUUUGCAAAAUGAGCGCGAAUGGCAGAAGCUUUGCUCCGUGGCGCUGGGAGACCCCCAGCUUGCCGUUGACGAGAGGUUUUCGACCAAUUCGCUUCGGUCCGAAAAUCGCGAGGCUCUUAAGAAAAUCAUCUGCGAGAUCUUCUCCAAAUACAGUCCCGAGGAAGUUCUCGCCCUCUUGGACGAAGCAGGGAUUGCAAAUGCCAAGAUGAAUGAUAUGAAAGGGCUAUGGGAACACCCACAGUUGAGAGCAAGAGGCCGUUGGACAGAGGUUCACAGCCCAGUAGGAAAAUUACCUGCCUUGCUACCGCCCGGUGUUGCAAGUGUUGAUGAGGUUAAGAUGGAUGCGGUACCGGAAGUUGGUGAGCACAAUUCAAAAAUUAUACAAGAAUUGGGGUUCAAUGAGGAUUUUCUAGACCAAUGA